Carlito syrichta (Philippine tarsier) is the source of this 797-nucleotide messenger RNA. RefSeq names its product testis expressed 38 (gene TEX38). The record is from RefSeq and is a predicted model, not a curated record. The transcript has 2 exons. Lineage: Eukaryota; Metazoa; Chordata; Mammalia; Primates; Tarsiidae. Bases 1 to 675 code for a protein of 224 amino acids.
AUGGGGCCUGGGCAUUCUAGGAACUCCUAUUGGCUGGGCAGGUGGGUGGGUGAGUUCCCUCUCCUAAGAGCCGUCAGUCAGAUACCAAGGCUCAGUCUUAUGGGUUCCCAACAGGAGGAUCUGUUGGCAGUAAUGUGGGUCUCACUGUACUUCGGAUUUCUGGGGCUGUGUUCUGUGGCAACUGGCGGUUGCAUUCUCUUUCUGCACUGGAGGAAGAACUUGCGGCGGGAAAAGCGUGCUCGUCAGUGGGUGGAGGUCAUGAGAGCCGCCACGUUCACCUACAGCCCACUGCUGUACUGGAUUAACAAGCGACGGAACUAUGGCUUGAAUGCAGCCAUCAACACAGGCCCUCCCCCAGCUGUCAUUACAACUGAGACUGAGGUCCAGAGUCCAGAUCCUCUGUUGGAGGUGGACAUCCCUGAGAGCAGGAGCUGUGUUGUCCAAGGUAGCAGCCCCAAGGUGGAAGCCUCCAUUCCCCUGCAACCUGCACUGGAGCUCCCAGAGCAGGAGGUGCCCUUUGCCCUACCCUUGUGCAACCUACCCCCAAUGCGGAACCACUCUGUCUCCUACCCUUUGGUCACCUGUCCUGAAAGCAAUGUCCGCUUCCAUUCCCUCCCUACACUGGCUCAUGGGGACCACUGCCUCAAUGCCAAACCUUUUGCUUCAGAACUGUAGCCUCCUCUCACUGAGGGUGGGAGCUGCAAGUAUCAGGCAUAGAGUAGGAAAUGGAGCUAACCUCAGGGAGAUGGUAUUGACACAGGUCAGUAUCCAUCUGGAUGUCACAUUAUGAAAGAUUA